CCAUCCAAUUUCUCUUCUCCCUUCUUCUCACCCUAUCCCUACCUUUCUAGCUUGUCUUGUCCUAAAAUAAUUCCACCAUUUUUCUCUCUAAAUUCUUAAGCAGCUCAAAAUUUCCAAUAAUUUGUGGAAAAAUGAGUGACACUCAAGAACAUAUAGUAAUGCUUCCAUUUCUAGCACUUGGCCAUAUGAUUCCAUUCUUAGCCUUAGCCAAUAAAAUCCAAGAAAGAACUAGCUACAAAAUCACUAUAGUUAGUACCCCUCUUAAUAUUAAAUAUCUUAGUUCCAACAUAGCCAAAGAUUCAAGUAACCAAGUACAAAAUCCCAAUAAUAUUUCUUUGGUUUCACUUCCUUAUAAUAGUUCUGACCAUGGUUUACCACCAAAUACAGAAAACACAGAAGCCUUGCCUUUAAAAGAUAUGGUGACAAUUUUCAAUUCUACAUUGUCUUUGAAAGAUCCACUUACAAAGUUGAUUUUAGAGAUUGUUAAAAAAGAUGGUAAGCCUCCACUUUGUAUAAUUUCUGAUACAUUUAUGGGAUUUGCUAGUGAAGUAGCAAAAUCUUGUGGUAUUUUUAAUGUGAGUUUUACUACAGCUGGUGCUUAUGGGACAGCAGCUUAUGUAUCAUUAUGGCUAAAUCUCCCUCAUUUAUUAGCAAUUGAUGGUAUUUUUAAAAUGCCAGGAUUUAAUGAUUCUUGCACUUUUUCUGUCUCUCAACUUCAUCCUUUUAUGAAAUUAGCCAAUGGUAAUGAUUCUUGGUCUAAGGUGUUGAAAUCUAUGUUAUCACCUUCUUUGGAUUCUUUAGGAUGGUUAUGUAAUAGUGUUGAGGAAUUUGAAGUUAUAGGGAUAAAAGCAAUCAAGAAUUUCACAAAACUUCCUGUUUGGUGUAUUGGACCUUUGCUUCCACAAUGUAUGCUAAAGAAAGGAGAAAAAGGUCAAAUCUUGGAAUCAAGAAUUGGAAAAGAUCAUGGUUUGUCACCUGAAAAAUGCAUAGAAUGGUUAGAUAAACAUCCUCAAAGUUCUGUUCUUUACAUAUCUUUUGGUUCACAAAACACAAUUAGUACUUCACAAAUGAUGGCAUUGGCUUUGGGAUUAGAAGAUAGUGAAAAACCAUUUAUUUGGGUUGUUAGACCUCCUAUUGGAUUUGACUUAAAAGGUGAGUUUAAAUCAGAAUGGUUGCCUCAAGGUUUUCAAGAAAGAGUGGAAAAGAGUAAUAAAGGUUUAAUAGUGAAAUCUUGGGCACCCCAAUUGCAAAUUUUGUGUCACGGUUCGACGGGUGCAUUUUUGACUCAUUGUGGAUGGAAUUCAGUAUUGGAAAGUUUAAGUCAAGGGGUGCCUAUAAUUAGUUGGCCUUUGGCUGGUGAACAAGCAUUUAAUUCAAAGAUGUUAAUGGAAGAAAUGGGAGUUUGCAUUGAGUUAACUAAAGGGGUUCAAAGUGUUAUUGAAAAAGAGGAUGUGAAGAAAGUGAUUGACAUUGUUUUGAGUACAAGUGGAAAAGGGAAAGAAAUGAAGGAAAAGGCUAAUAAGAUUGGGAUUUCUAUUAGAGAAGCUGUUAAAGAAGAGAAGUUUAAGGGUUCUUCUGUUAAAGCAAUGGACGACUUCAUAUCUACACUCCUUUGUACAAGAAAUCUGUCAUCUUAACAAAGAAUUUGGAACCUUUUAAGGCUUUAAACAGGAGAUCUUUAUGUGAAAACAAGAGAAAUCUUUGUAGAGUCAACAACAACAACAAACCAGUAUUAGACCUUACCCCUACCCUGGGUAGAGAGGCUGUUUCCAAUAGACUUUCGGCUCGCUUCCUCCAAAAACUCCCCACCUUGCUCUUGGGGUGACUCAAACUCACAACCUCUUGGAUGGAAGUGGAGGGUGCUUACCACUAGAGCAACCCAAUCUUUCUAGAGUCAUUUUCUUCUAUUUAAAUUAUGUCGGGUUAUUUUAUACCAUUUGCUCUGGACUAUAUUUAAUGCAGUUGCUUACUAUUUUAGGAUGA
Molecule: messenger RNA, 1983 nt
Organism: Nicotiana tabacum (common tobacco)
Lineage: Eukaryota; Viridiplantae; Streptophyta; Magnoliopsida; Solanales; Solanaceae
Product: UDP-glycosyltransferase 92A1-like
Molecular function (GO): UDP-glucosyltransferase activity
Source: RefSeq, a predicted model, not a curated record